Mus pahari (shrew mouse) is the source of this 2134-nucleotide messenger RNA. It is a transcript of the gene Znf446, whose product is annotated as zinc finger protein 446. The transcript is spliced from 6 exons. The record is from RefSeq and is a predicted model, not a curated record. NCBI's taxonomy places the organism in Eukaryota, Metazoa, Chordata, Mammalia, Rodentia, Muridae. Bases 416 to 1690 code for a protein of 424 amino acids. Gene Ontology annotation, biological process: regulation of DNA-templated transcription.
GCACAUGCGUAAGGAGGCUACCCCCACAGUCGGGUCGGUCCUACGUGAGUCCUACGGCUGAGGUUGCGAGAGAAGAACGGCUGCCAAGUCAGGAGAGGGACCCCCGCCCCCCCGGAACUCUGCGGCAACGCGACCCCAAGGAGAGGAGCGAAGAGUCUCGCGCGUGAGAGGCCUUGGAAGCGUGCUGUCGUCCUUGCUGAGGCUCACGGGAGACGUAGUCCGAGCGAAGGGGGCCGAUCCUGCGGAGCAGAUGCAGGAUUGGCCGGGCUGGUAGGGCAUCGCGCGAGGCGGGGCGUUCUGUGAGUGGCAGUGGGACGCGCUUGGUGUCACUUCCUGGAAGUGCCCCAAGCCCCUGGGGCUCUCCCACGCGUCAGAGGUCCCUCUGUCACCUCCAAAAAGACCCUUCAAUACAAGAAUGCCAUCUCCUUGGGGUACCCCACACCUAUCCCUCAGAGACUCCAGGACCACCCCUGAGGAGCAGCCUGAGGCUGCACGACUCCGUUUCCGGGGUUUCUGCUAUGAGGAGGUGGAGGGACCCCGAGAGGCACUGGCCCAGCUUCGAGAGUUGUGUCACCAGUGGCUACAGCCUGAGUCGUCUUCCAAAGAGCACAUGAUAGAGUUGCUGGUUUUGGAACAGUUCCUGGGUGUGUUGCCCCCCGAGAUCCAGGCCUGGGUUCGAGGGCAGCGACCAGGAAGCCCCGAGGAGGCCGCAGCCCUUGUUGAGGGGCUGCAGCAUGAUCCUGGGCAGCUGCUGGGCUGGAUCACAGCCCACAUCCUGAAGCCAAAGAUGCUUCCUCUAGUCCAGAAGGAGUCCUCAGGGAGUCACCACAUCUCAGCAGCAAUGGAGUCCUCCAAGGAAGGCCUUGCGGAGGCACCACUGGAGGCCGGGAUAGAUCAAUCUAUCCAGAUCAGUUGCAGUGUGAAGGAGGAAGUCAGUGCUGAUGGACAGGAGAUGGUAUCUCCAAGUGCCCUCCUUCUAGUCCAAGACUCUGAGGGACAUGUUGAACAUCAGGAAACAGCCGCCAUAUCCUUCCGAACAGGAAGGAUCCAGGAGUGGGGCCUCUUGGACUCAUCACAAAAAGAGCUGUGCUGGGGUGUGAUGCCGGAGAAGUACGACACAGUGGUGUCCCAGGCAAGCCUGCCACUGCUACAGCCAGAGACACAUGUUGACUCUGAGCUGAGACCAAAACAGGAGAUGCCACAUGAAGGACCAGAAUCUCUCCGGAGCCAUCCCCCAGAAGUGGGAGCCAUUGCAGAGCCAAGACUAGUUCAAGCCACUCCAAGUGAAGGACAGAACCCUUGCAAGGACCCUCCAGUCUUGUCUCCCACACCACUGCUUGAAGCCCCAGCUAGGCCCACGCCUCGGAAGCUCUAUGUUUGUGAGCAGUGUGGCCUCAGCUUUGAUUGGAAGUCGGUUUUUAUCAUCCAUCUCCGCACACACUCGAGUAGGCCAGGCCUGGAAAGACCAUCACAGGUGGCCUGGGAGCCAGCCGUGAAGCGCUCCCCUGGCCUUCAGGGAUACUCAUGCAUGGAGUGUGGGCGCAGCUUCAGCUGGAAGUCACAGCUGGUCAUCCACCGCAAGAGCCAUGCAGGCCAGCGGCGCCACUUCUGCCGGGAUUGUGGGUGUAGCUUUGACUGGAAGUUUCAGCUGGUCAUUCACAGGAAGAUCCACCAGCCAGAGGGCCCAUGAGCAGCUGGAGAGGCAUGUUUCACCUUGGAUUCCUCCAGCCCCUAAUGUACCACUUCCAGCAUCCUCUCUAGCCAAGAGGAGGUUCUAAGGUACCUCAAGUGAGUCAGGGAUUGCAAGAAGAUUGCCCUGUCCAACACCAGACUAUCCAGUGUAAGGAGAAGAGGCUAUUCCUUCCUUUGGCUCCUGCUUUGUGGACCCAGGCCUGGGUUCGAUUACUAACCUAUACAGCUUGUGCAAGAAGUGGACACUCCUUACUUCAGGAUGCUCAGAAAUUGCCUUAGGUCCCUCCUUGCAGUGGCUGGGCAAGAAGUCUCUGUGGAAGGUACUGGAAACCACAGUUGCCUUUCUCUCCUGCUGCAUGUGACCCUCAGACAAACAUGCUAGAUUUUUUUGUUUUGUUUUGUUUUUUGAGACAGGGUUUAUCUAUGUAGCCCUGGCUGUCCU